GGGUCCAAAAUCACUAUUUGCAAAGAAUACAGGGACCAGAUUCCAAUUCGACCAUAUCCUUACUAUUAACGAUCUUCCCAUUCUCUCUCUCACCUUCUGUAGCGGAACUCUUGCAAUUCAAGUUAACAAUUUCUGCUUUUGCAAAGGUAGUCUCACCGAUUCUUUCUAAUCCUUUUCUUGGGUUUUCCCUUAAUUUUCGCACUUUAAAAUCUCAUAAGCUUCAUGUGAUUGGAUCUUGUGAUCGAAUUCGAAAACAUAGAUACUGAUGACAUUCUCAUAAUCAUUGGGUUUUAUUGUAUAGAAUGGAAUUAGCGGAUCGAGCAGUUGGGUUCUUAUUAUCUUUAAUCAGCUUAUCCAUUUUCACAUAUUAUACGUUUUGGGUCAUCAUCCUGCCGUUUGUGGAGAGUGAUAAUUUUAUCCACAACUAUUUCCUACCCCAGGAAUAUGCCAUACUGAUUCCUGUGUGUGCUGGGGUGGUGCUUCUUUGCUUCCUUUGCAUGUUUAUUGGGUUCGUCAUGCUCAAAUUCAAGAAGAAGAAAGCUUGAUGCUGCUUCACGCUCUGUUUUUGCAACAUUCCAAGGUUUGAGAAUGAAGGAGAAAGGCUUUUCUCAGGUAAACGCUGUUGUCUUUUCGGCAAACAUGCAUACUUCUUCGAUGUGAAACAGUUA
Molecule: messenger RNA, 668 nt
Organism: Durio zibethinus
Lineage: Eukaryota; Viridiplantae; Streptophyta; Magnoliopsida; Malvales; Malvaceae
Source: RefSeq, a predicted model, not a curated record